CAAACGACGCUAUUCUAUGAUCAUUACAAUAUUUCUGUUAAUCCUUUCCGUUGGAAUCAGUGGUGCUGUACCUGUUCCUAGAGCAGCCGCCGGAGGCGGGAGCAAAGGGCAAUGGCAGCUUCUUCUGAGCAACACCGGCGUAGUGGCGAUGCACAUGGCACUCACCCACCACAACACUGUCAUAUUGUUUGAUCAAACGCAAUCAGGCCGGUCCGGGUACCGGCUCCGGGGACGUUCAAGCGGAGGAAGAUGCACCGGCAACUCUAGAGCUGAUUUGGACGACUCUUCAUGCUAUGCUCACUCCAUUGAGUAUGAUGUUUCCAGGAACAGAAUUAGGCCUUUGAGGCUUUCUACUGAUACAUGGUGCUCCUCGGGCUCUUUCUUGAGCAAUGGAACACUGCAACAAACCGGUGGCUAUGGCCGCGGCUCUCGACGCAUUCGAUACUUCCGUCCAUGUGCCGACCACGUAUGCGAUUGGAGGCAAUCAAAGAGAUCGUUGGCAGAUGAUCGCUGGUAUGCUUCCAAUCAAUUACUCCCCGGGCAUGAUCGAGCGAUAGUCGUCGGUGGAAGACGGGUAUUUACUUAUGAAUUUGUUCCGAAAAGGUCUCCUAGUGAAGGCUCUUUUAAUCUUCCAUUCUUGCACCGAACAUAUGACAGGGAUGCAGGAGGAAACAACCUCUAUCCCUUCCUUCACCUAUCUUCCGAUGGCAACCUAUUCAUUUUCGCCAACCGGGAUUCGAUCCUUUUCAAUUUCAGGCAGAAUAAGGUUAUCAAGACCUUCCCUCGGAUUCCCGGGAAUGGUUCAAGGAACUAUCCGAGCUCCGGCUCAUCGGUGAUUCUUCCGCUAGACCACAGAAACAAGUUCCAGAGGGUGGAAGUCAUGGUGUGCGGAGGCUCAACUAGAGGAGCUUUUAGAGCCGCUAAUGAAAGAAGAUACUUGAAGGCGUUGAGCUCCUGUGGAAGAAUGGUGAUCUCAGGGAACAGGCACAAAUGGAACAUGGAAUACAUGCCUGGUCCCCGUCUCCUAAACGACAUGCUCAUCCUCCCGACCGGCCAUGUCCUGAUCAUCAAUGGUGCAAGAAGUGGCUCCGCCGGAUGGGACAACGCAAGAAACGCUUCCCUCGAACCAUACCUCUACAAACCAAACGCUACGCUUGGGAGAAGGUUUUCAGUCCUGAGGUCCACUAGAAUAGCCCGAAUGUAUCAUUCGUCAGCCGUUCUUUUACCCGACGGGAGGGUCUUAGUUGCUGGCGGUAACCCUCACAAUAGGUACACGUUCAGAAACGUGCCCUACCCGACAGAACUUAGGUUACAAGCAUUUGUGCCGCACUACAUGGAGAGGCAAUACCAUACUCAUAGGCCGGAUAACGUGACGAUAAGCUAUGGUAUUGGCCAUCAUGGGCAGAUCGGUGUUAGACAUGGCGGAGACUUCAGCGUUGAGUUUUGGUUAGGGAGGAGGCCGAGCAAUGACGUGGAGUUCAAUGCUUAUGCGCCACCAUUCACAACACAUUCAAUCUCUAUGAACCAAAGGUUGCUAAAGCUGAGGUACAGGAGCAUGGUUAGGGCUGAAGAUGGACGGGUAAAUGCAGUUGUGGAGGCCCCUCCAUCUCCUAAUGUUGCACCCUCUGGUUAUUACAUGCUCACCGUAGUGAAUGGAGGAAUUCCUAGCAUAUCUCAGUGGGUGAAGUUCAUAAAUGCUUGAGGAAAUUUCAUGAUUAGUAAGAGAAAUUAAGCACCACUUUAAUUAAUUAUUAUGUGGCGUAAAUUCCCAUGA
This is a messenger RNA of Corylus avellana, 1774 nucleotides long. The record is from RefSeq and is a predicted model, not a curated record. NCBI's taxonomy places the organism in Eukaryota, Viridiplantae, Streptophyta, Magnoliopsida, Fagales, Betulaceae.